Molecule: messenger RNA, 923 nt
Organism: Caenorhabditis elegans
Lineage: Eukaryota; Metazoa; Nematoda; Chromadorea; Rhabditida; Rhabditidae
Gene: his-24
Product: Histone 24
Exons: 2
Coding region: 46-672 (208 amino acids)
Biological process (GO): nucleosome assembly
Cellular component (GO): cytoplasm; chromosome; nucleosome
Molecular function (GO): DNA binding; structural constituent of chromatin
Source: RefSeq, marked reviewed
AUCACUUUUCAAGUGUCACCCAACCAACCAAACCGCCGUCGAACGAUGUCUGAUUCCGCUGUUGUUGCCGCCGCUGUCGAGCCAAAGGUCCCAAAGGCUAAGGCCGCCAAGGCCGCCAAGCCAACCAAAGUUGCCAAGGCCAAGGCUCCAGUCGCUCACCCACCAUACAUCAACAUGAUCAAGGAGGCCAUCAAGCAGCUCAAGGACCGCAAAGGAGCUUCCAAGCAGGCAAUCCUCAAGUUCAUCUCCCAAAACUACAAGCUCGGAGACAAUGUCAUCCAGAUCAAUGCUCAUCUCCGUCAGGCUCUCAAGCGUGGUGUCACCAGCAAGGCCCUUGUUCAAGCCGCCGGAUCCGGAGCCAACGGACGUUUCCGUGUGCCAGAGAAGGCCGCCGCCGCCAAGAAGCCAGCAGCAGCCAAGAAGCCAGCAGCAGCCAAGAAACCAGCAGCCGCCAAGAAAGCCACUGGAGAGAAGAAGGCAAAGAAGCCAGCCGCUGCCAAGCCAAAGAAGGCCGCCACCGGAGAUAAGAAGGUCAAGAAGGCCAAGAGCCCAAAGAAGGUUGCCAAGCCAGCUGCCAAGAAGGUCGCCAAGUCUCCAGCCAAGAAGGCCGCUCCAAAGAAGAUCGCCAAGCCAGCUGCCAAGAAGGCCGCCAAGCCAGCCGCCAAGGCCUAAAUAAUCUGCCUUUUCCCCUUCUAAUAUGUUCCUACCUCUGUCUUCUAUCAUCUAACUUAUCGGAUCUCCUCAUUCCCAAUCCCCAAUGACACAUAGAACUACGCUAGUGUCCUAUGUUGUUUCCAAUUUCUUCCCUGUAAGUUCUCCGUGUUCUUACAAUCUUCAUGCUGGUAUAAUUAUUUAUCUCAUUCAUCAAAUUUGAUAAUUUGACGUUCAACGUCUUCAAUAAACAUUGUAAAAUUUAAAACUGU